Molecule: messenger RNA, 1166 nt
Organism: Plutella xylostella (diamondback moth)
Lineage: Eukaryota; Metazoa; Arthropoda; Insecta; Lepidoptera; Plutellidae
Product: short-chain dehydrogenase/reductase family 16C member 6
Cellular component (GO): lipid droplet
Molecular function (GO): oxidoreductase activity, acting on the CH-OH group of donors, NAD or NADP as acceptor
Source: RefSeq, a predicted model, not a curated record
GCGCGCGGGACUGCGCGGAGGUUUACCUGACUCUGUGGCGGGGAAUACUUUCGAAAAAAGUUGUGUGGAAGUUUUUUAUACUUGUUGUUGUGUGGUGUUCUUGAUAAGUUCCACCAUGAAGUUCGAAGAUCCAACAGGCGAGUCGCUGCCGCCGCGACCGUCCAACCUAUCUAAAGUAUUCGACGUGGCCCGAGACACCGUCAUAUUCCUCGUCUUAUCCUGCUACUACAUUCUGGAGUCACUGUUCUUGACCCUGGUGCCUAACGCAAUUAGGCCCAUGAAGAGUUUAAAAGGAGAUGUGGUGGUAGUGACGGGAGGCGCGGGCGGUGUUGGCCGACAGUUGGCGCUGCAGUUGGCCAGACUUGGAGCCAAGGUUGUGGUCUGGGAUAUUAGCAGUGAAGGUCUGAAGAAGACCUGUGCCGAUGUGACGGACGAGGGCUAUGAGAUCGUCAGCUACGUGGUGGACCUGGGCGACCGAGACGCGGUGUAUGCUACAGCGGAACGAGUCAAGAACGAGGUGGGUAAAGUGGACAUGCUGAUCAACAACGCGGGCACGGUGUUCGGGCAGACGCUGCUGGAGCUCAGCGACGCCGCCAUCGAGACCACCUAUAAAGUCAACAUCCUCUCGCAUUACUGGACGGUGAAAGCAUUCCUCCCCGACAUGAUAUCGUCAGGCAAGGGCCACAUCGUGACGGUGGGGUCGGUGGCCGGUCUGCUAGGGACCUACCGCUGCACCGACUACAGCGGGACCAAGUUUGCGACCGUCGGCUUCCAUGAGGCUUUGUUUACUGAGCUUAGGGCGCACGGGCACUCUUCAAUCCACGCCACGCUAGUCUGCCCCUACUACAUCAACACGGGCAUGUUUGACGGCGUCACCCCGCGCCUCAUGCCCAUGCUGGAGCCGCAGUACGUGGCGGCCACGAUGAUCGAGUCGGUGAGGAAGAACGAGGUCAACUGCAUCAUGCCCGGCUCCGUGCGGUAUCUGCUGCCGCUUAAAUGCCUCCUACCAGCAAAAAUGUGCUGGGACCUGAUGCACCGAGUUAUGAAGGGGCCGCAGUCGAUGAUGGAGUUCAAGGGAAAGCGCAAGGUCGCUGGCGGAUAAAUUGUCUUCAUAUUAAUUUGCAUAUCAAAAUUAAAUUUUCGAGUGUGAAAAUGUAAUUGGUAAG